Molecule: messenger RNA, 1021 nt
Organism: Eleginops maclovinus (Patagonian blennie)
Lineage: Eukaryota; Metazoa; Chordata; Actinopteri; Perciformes; Eleginopidae
Gene: ssr2
Product: signal sequence receptor, beta
Exons: 6
Coding region: 71-628 (185 amino acids)
Cellular component (GO): membrane; endoplasmic reticulum
Source: RefSeq, a predicted model, not a curated record
GCUUUGAGCUUCUGAGCAUGCGCGUCUGCAACCCCUUCAAUAUCCGUCACUCGCACAGCAGCAGAUCACGAUGAUGAAGAUGCUUCACUUGCUUGUGGUCCUGGCUGUACUGGCCCUGGGCUCCGGAGAAGAGGGGGCCCGUCUGCUGGCCUCUAAAUCUCUGCUCAACCGCUAUGCUGUGGAGGGCCGAGACCUCACUCUGCAGUACAACAUCUACAAUGUUGGAUCCAGUGCUGCUCUGGAGGUGGAGCUGUCAGAUGAUUCUUUUCCCCCUGAAGACUUCGGAAUCGUUUCAGGAAUGCUCAAUGUGAAAUGGGACAGGAUUGCACCAGCGAGCAAUGUCUCCCACACUGUGGUGCUGCGCCCCCUGAAGGCCGGGUACUUCAACUUCACCUCGGCCUCCGUCAGCUACCUGGCCCAGGAGGGAGGACAAGUGCUGGUUGGCUAUACCAGUGCCCCCGGACAGGGAGGCAUCCUGGCUCAGAGGGAGUUUGACCGACGCUUCUCCCCCCACUAUCUGGACUGGGCUGCGUUCGGCGUGAUGACUCUGCCUUCCAUCGGCAUCCCCCUGCUGCUUUGGUACUCUAGCAAGAGGAAGUACGACUCACCAAAGGCCAAGAAGAACUGAGAAGAGCCAUGACCGGGAGGGUGGGUGGGAGUCAAAGGCGUUAUUGGGCACAGGAUCUCUGAAUAGCUUAACCCAUAUUGGGGGUUGAAAAGUGCAGUGACCAAGAAACGUAAUUGUGAUUUGAUAAAGCAAGCUGCGCCAAUAAGAGAACUUUGAACAGGAAGUUGAACAUGGUGAACAGGUGGCGGUUUCCAAACCAUGACCGAGUGCAGAGUGCUCUCUGGCCACCUGAUUGCUGUUCCUUCAGAUCUGCAAACUGGUUCAUGUGACAGAACAAUUACAAGUAACACCAUUUUGUAAUUUUUUUAAUUGUGUAACUGAAUCAGAUUUGAAGUUAUCAGCAGUUAUUUAACUUCAAGAUAAAUGUAAUAAAAACAGGCUGUUUUUUUUUUA